AUGACUUCAACACAGACACAGACCGUGCAAAAGGGCCCUGCCACUGAGGUCGCUGACACGCGCCAACAAAAGACACCAUUACAAUUAAUUUCCCAAGGUGUCAGCCUGCCUGGAAUCCCACGGCAUCCGACUUUCGCUGCUCAGCGGAAAUGGAUUCUAGAGCAAAUGGCACUUGCAUUCAGGGUGUUUGCACGAAAGGACUAUACUGAUGGGAUGGCCGGGCACAUUUCUGUCCGCGAUCCCGAGAACCCUCACACAUUUUGGACGAACCCACUGGCUGUGCACUUUGGGAUAUUAAAGGCGAGCGAUAUGAUCCUGGUCAACUACGAGGGUGUCCCAAUUGGAGGCAAUAUGAGCCUACCAGCUAAUGCUGCCGGGUUUUUCAUUCACAGUGCGGUGCAUAAAGCCAGACCUGAUGUCGAUGCUGCCUGCCACACCCAUAGUCCGCAUGGAAUGGCAUGGAGUGCUUUCGGUCGACCACUGGAAAUGUUAACGCAGGACGCUGCUUACCUCUACGGCGAUGCGCAGGCUGUUUAUAAGGAUUUCGGAGGCGUUGUGCUCACAGAAGAAGAGGGCAAUAAAAUCGGAGAUGCUCUGGGAGCGAAAGGAAAAGGCAUGAUCCUACAGAACCACGGUCUCCUAACAGUAGGAUCCACAGUCUCGGAGGCCUGCUUCUUGAUGACCCUCAUGGAGCGUGCCUGUCAGUGCCAGCUACUUGCCGAGGCUGCCGAAGCAAAUGGCCUGAAAAAGGUGUAUAUCCCGGAGGAGAGUGCAAGAUAUACGUUUGAGAAUUCGAGUGAUGCCGAAACGCUGUAUUGGGAGGGUCAGCCAGACCUCCAGUUUGAGGAAUACAUGAGCAAGGGGGAACAUCGGGAGUGA
Messenger RNA from Aspergillus puulaauensis, 879 nucleotides. RefSeq lists its product as uncharacterized. Gene Ontology annotation, molecular function: actin filament binding. The coding region runs from base 1 to 879 and encodes 292 amino acids. The transcript is spliced from 5 exons. The record is from RefSeq and is a predicted model, not a curated record. Gene Ontology annotation, cellular component: cytoskeleton. NCBI's taxonomy places the organism in Eukaryota, Fungi, Ascomycota, Eurotiomycetes, Eurotiales, Aspergillaceae.